Ctenopharyngodon idella (grass carp) is the source of this 1778-nucleotide messenger RNA. RefSeq names its product P2Y purinoceptor 1. The record is from RefSeq and is a predicted model, not a curated record. The transcript is spliced from 2 exons. Gene Ontology annotation, molecular function: G protein-coupled receptor activity. Gene Ontology annotation, cellular component: membrane. Bases 432 to 1547 code for a protein of 371 amino acids. Lineage: Eukaryota; Metazoa; Chordata; Actinopteri; Cypriniformes; Xenocyprididae. Gene Ontology annotation, biological process: G protein-coupled receptor signaling pathway.
AAUUGUUUUUUUUUUUUUUUUUUUUAUCAAUUUUGUGAAGUUUAAUACAAAUGAUAAAUGAGAUGUAAAUGAACAUGCUCAAGUUAGAAUACACACAUGUGGGCAUGGUUAUCAGCAAAUGCCUGCAAUCCCAAAAUAUUAAUAUGAUCUGUUUAGGCUUACGAUGCUUUUGGGAAACGCAGCCCAGGUUGAUGCAUCAGUCUGUUGUCUAAAAACACCUUGAAGACUCCGAAGCAUUUCAUUUGGCAUUUGAUACAGACUUUUGAGAAUUACAGAAUAAUUAUCAAGGUAAUUAUAAACUAAUGGUUUUUACCUUGCAACUCCCAAGAGCAAGUACGUAUCCAUUUCCAGGAGGGAACAGGGUUGAUAUACAGCAGUUGACAAAGGUGUUAUCAAACCUCUUUCAGCCUUGUCAAGACCUAGCAUAAGAAAUGUCGGCAGUAAACAACAGUUCUUACUGGGAUUGGACAAAGAACUGCACUUACUCAGAUGAUCUGGCCCUUCCUUUGGUUCCAUACAUGGACUGUCCCACCAACCGCAAAUAUGCCUCCUACUUCAUACCUCUUGUCUUUUACAUGCUUUCCAUCCUUGGAACAAUUGGAAAUCUCUGGAGCCUGUGGACUUGCCUGCGGCCAUCCCAACCUUGGAGUAUUGGGUCCAUCGGUGUACUGAACCUAGCUCUGUGUGACCUUGCCUAUUUGGCCUCUAUGGGACCCUGGGCUGUCUACAUUAGCUCUGACUACCACUGGAAAAUUGGCCGUUCGCUCUGUAUUGUGGUGAAAAUCCUAUACUUCGUCGGGUUGACAUCUAGUACCAUGUUUAUCUGUGCCAUAAGCACCGACCGCUUCCUUGCAAUCGUCUUCCCUCUGGAGUCCCGAAUGAUCCGCACCCCUCGGAACAGUGCACUGGUUUCUCUUCUACUCUGGGCCAUCACCGCCCUCUUCAUCUACUUCAGUUAUCCUAACAUUUUCUACUCUGUCAGGAAGGAUGGCAUCCAUGUGUGUGGAGCGGUGGUGAUCAGUAAGUUUAGGACCACUGAAGCAACCUACAAUCUCAUGUCCUACUAUUCCAUUCAGGUUUCUGUCCCACUGCUCCUCAUCAUUCCCGCCUAUGUGAAGAUCAUUUCCCGGAUGAAGCAUUCAAGGCAGCAGUGGGGCCCAGGCAACAUGCAAGGACUGGACAAGUCCAUCUGGCUGAUUGCCGUUUUCAUUGCCAACUUCCUGGUGUGUUGGGUGCCAGGGCAGCUGCUUCACAUCAUUGCCUGUAUCAUUUUCUUCACUUUGGAUCACUGCAAAAAUGCUUGCUGGGUUGCAUGGGUGGUCAACCUGCUCUCCGAAGCCUCUCAAAUACUGUACUGUCUCAAUGCUUGUCUUGAUCCUUUAAUUUUCCUCAUGCAGCAGAGACAUGGUGAACUGCCUUCUAUGGCUGUGUUUGCAAACUGGGCUAGAAAGUUCCUACCGGCAGGAAAGAAACAAGAUUUGGGAGGGCCUUCAGAGGAACCUACCAGUGUGAUCCAUCUUCAUGGUAGUUCCAAAAACAGAACAUAAAAAAAUCAAAAAAGCAAAAUGGUAAAAACAUGAAAAAAAUAUUUUAAAGACUACCCACAAAUAUGUAGUUGCACAAUUGUAUGUAUUUAUUGUCUUAACUUGUGUUUCUUGUGUUGUAUGGCAACAGCAUUAGCAUUGGGGGUAGGUCUGAUAUCUUUAAUACUGAUGUAAGUUGUUUGUUAUAAAUAAAAGGUCUAUGACUUCUUUGUGGCAAAGCAAGGAAAUCAACUA